Molecule: messenger RNA, 2588 nt
Organism: Rubroshorea leprosula
Lineage: Eukaryota; Viridiplantae; Streptophyta; Magnoliopsida; Malvales; Dipterocarpaceae
Source: the annotation of a GenBank genome assembly
GCUGAAGCAGCCCUCUUUCUCUCACUGUCCACGCUUCUACAGCUCGAGGGUUCCCAGUCUAUCGAUUUCAAGACUCCAUUUCUUAGUUUAGAGAUUUUUAUAAUGGGUAAGGAGAAGGUUCACAUUAACAUUGUGGUCAUUGGCCACGUCGAUUCUGGCAAGUCAACCACUACUGGUCACUUGAUCUACAAGCUUGGUGGUAUUGACAAGCGUGUGAUUGAGAGAUUUGAGAAGGAGGCUGCUGAGAUGAACAAAAGAUCAUUCAAGUAUGCCUGGGUGCUGGACAAGCUUAAGGCUGAGCGUGAGCGUGGUAUCACCAUUGAUAUUGCUCUCUGGAAGUUUGAGACCACCAAGUACUACUGCACUGUCAUUGAUGCUCCUGGACACCGUGACUUUAUCAAGAACAUGAUUACUGGUACCUCACAGGCUGACUGUGCUGUUCUGAUUAUUGACUCCACCACUGGUGGUUUUGAAGCUGGUAUCUCCAAGGAUGGUCAGACCCGUGAGCAUGCUUUGCUUGCCUUUACCCUUGGUGUGAAGCAGAUGAUCUGCUGUUGCAAUAAGAUGGAUGCCACAACUCCAAAAUACUCCAAGGCAAGGUAUGAUGAAAUUGUUAAGGAAGUCUCAUCCUACUUGAAGAAGGUUGGUUACAACCCUGACAAGAUCCCAUUUGUCCCCAUCUCUGGUUUUGAGGGUGACAACAUGAUUGAGAGGUCUACAAACCUUGACUGGUACAAGGGUCCUACCCUCCUUGAGGCUCUUGACUUGAUCCAGGAGCCCAAGAGACCCUCAGACAAGCCUCUUCGUCUCCCACUUCAGGAUGUCUACAAGAUUGGUGGCAUUGGAACUGUCCCUGUUGGUCGUGUUGAGACUGGUAUCCUCAAGCCUGUAAAUCUAACGGCUGGUGGAGAAACCCUAAUUGGUGCAAAACCUCAGUCACCACUACUUAAAGCAAAGGUAGCUCCAACCCCUCCUUCGCUCCGCUUGCUGCCUUCUUUCUCUGUGAGAGAGCUUAUUGGGUCAAGCGAUUUCAACUCUAUUUUAGCUUUCAGAUUCUUUCAGAAACUUUAUAAUAUGGGUAAGGAGAAGGUUCACAUCAACAUUGUGGUCAUUGGCCAUGUCGACUCUGGCAAGUCAACCACAACUGGUCACUUGAUCUACAAGCUUGGUGGUAUUGACAAGCGUGUGAUUGAGAGGUUCGAGAAGGAGGCUGCUGAGAUGAACAAAAGGUCAUUCAAGUAUGCCUGGGUGCUGGACAAGCUUAAGGCUGAGCGUGAGCGUGGUAUCACCAUUGAUAUUGCUCUCUGGAAGUUUGAGACCACCAAGUACUACUGCACUGUCAUUGAUGCUCCUGGACAUCGUGACUUUAUCAAGAACAUGAUUACUGGUACCUCACAGGCUGACUGUGCUGUUCUGAUUAUUGAUUCCACCACUGGUGGUUUUGAAGCUGGUAUCUCCAAGGAUGGUCAGACUCGUGAGCAUGCUUUGCUUGCCUUUACUCUUGGUGUGAAGCAGAUGAUUUGCUGCUGCAACAAGAUGGACGCCACAACUCCAAAAUACUCCAAGGCAAGGUAUGAUGAAAUUGUUAAGGAAGUCUCAUCCUACUUGAAGAAGGUUGGUUACAAUCCUGACAAGAUCCCAUUUGUCCCCAUCUCUGGUUUUGAGGGUGACAACAUGAUUGAGAGGUCUACAAACCUUGACUGGUACAAGGGUCCUACCCUCCUUGAGGCUCUUGACUUGAUCCAGGAGCCCAAGAGACCCUCAGACAAGCCUCUUCGUCUCCCACUUCAGGAUGUCUACAAGAUUGGUGGCAUUGGAACUGUCCCUGUUGGUCGUGUUGAGACUGGUAUCCUCAAGCCUGGUAUGGUUGUGACCUUCGGUCCAUCUGGUCUCACCACUGAAGUUAAGUCUGUUGAGAUGCACCAUGAAGCCCUCCAGGAGGCUCUCCCUGGUGACAAUGUUGGGUUUAACGUGAAGAAUGUUGCCGUGAAGGAUCUGAAACGAGGUUUUGUUGCUUCAAACUCUAAGGAUGAUCCUGCCAAGGAGGCUGCCAACUUCACCUCUCAGGUCAUCAUCAUGAACCACCCUGGCCAGAUUGGUAACGGAUAUGCCCCAGUGCUUGACUGUCACACCUCUCACAUUGCCGUGAAAUUCGCUGAGCUGCUGACCAAGAUAGACAGACGAUCUGGUAAGGAGCUUGAGAAGGAGCCCAAAUUCUUGAAGAAUGGUGAUGCAGGUAUGGUUAAGAUGAUUCCCACCAAGCCCAUGGUCGUGGAGACCUUCUCAGAGUACCCACCUCUUGGACGUUUUGCUGUGAGGGACAUGCGCCAGACUGUUGCUGUUGGUGUCAUCAAGAAUGUUGAGAAGAAGGAUCCAUCUGGUGCCAAGGUGACCAAGUCUGCAGCCAAGAAGGGUGGCAAAUGAGGGCUGUUCUUGAGUGUGUUACUAUUGGACAAAUUGGUUUUUGUUUAAUGUUCUGUUUUGGUUUUACUUUUCUUGUUCAGUGCUUCUAAAAUCUAAACUGAUAUUUUCUGUAAGUGGUUCAGGACGCAAGAAGUUUUGAAUCGCAUUAAAUUCUCGUUCUUAUA